Odobenus rosmarus divergens (Pacific walrus) is the source of this 677-nucleotide messenger RNA. RefSeq names its product matrix Gla protein (gene MGP). Gene Ontology annotation, biological process: regulation of bone mineralization. Gene Ontology annotation, cellular component: extracellular region. The record is from RefSeq and is a predicted model, not a curated record. Bases 55 to 444 code for a protein of 129 amino acids. The transcript is spliced from 3 exons. Lineage: Eukaryota; Metazoa; Chordata; Mammalia; Carnivora; Odobenidae. Gene Ontology annotation, molecular function: calcium ion binding.
UGUAAAGAUCUCUACACCAAGGAGAGAGCUAGAGAAACAACUCAUAAAUCCUAAAUGCCUGAAAUUUGUAAUAAUCACACUGCUCACUAUAUUCUUCACAUCUUUUUGACUCUUUUCUCUCCUUCCUUCCCUAAAUUUAGACCGUUGCCAUGUGUGAUAAAUAACACUCAAAUGAAUCUUUUUUUUAUUCCAGAAUCUCAUGAAAGCAUGGAAUCCUAUGAAAUUAAUCCCUUCAUUAACAGGAGAAACGCUAAUACUUUUAUAUCCCCACAGUGGGGAUGGAGAGCUAAAACCCAAGAGAGGAUCAGAGAAAGCAUCAAGCCUGCCUAUGAGAUCAGUCGGGAAGCCUGUGAUGACUUCAAGCUUUGUGAACGCUAUGCCAUGGUUUAUGGAUACAACGCUGCCUACAAUCGCUAUUUCAGGCAGCGCCGCGGGGGCAAAUGAGAUUGGAAAAAGUCUCUUUCUUUCCAGAGUCUGGUGCCUGGUUUUGUAUUCCUUUGCAGCAUUAACCUACAUAAACACAUACGAAUUGCUUCCUUCUUAAAUGUUCUUGUGUGACUGCUACCCUCCUUCCUGCCCCCAGGUUGAUAGGCAGUGAAAGAGCAAUGUAGGGAAAGGUCAAGAGGGAGUUCAGAUGUGUGAUUAUUACAUAAUAAACUGUUGGUUGGAUACUUUCA